CGUGGUUGAAAUAUCGAAUUCUGAAAUGCACCUUCCACAACCCUGACAUUGGCGAUGAGCUCCAGGCGGUGUUUCGUGGCAGUAUUGACCCUUGUUUACCUUUGCCCAUGUUGCCCCAGCUUCCUGCAUUGGUUUCGUUUUGGAGCUUGCCGAAGCCCCCUCAAUCCACGAGUCGCUCAUUCGGCAACAAUACAUCGUCAUGGCACCAGCAACACAAUUCGAGGCGACGCAACCGCCCAAUGACGCUAUCUCGGCUCUCGUCUUCGCCCCAGGCACAUCAAGGCGACUGUUGGUUUCGUCAUGGGACAAGAACGUGUACCUCUACGAGGUUGCCAACAGCGCAGACGAAGCGGAAUUGAUUGGCACCUUUGAGCACCGCGCGCCCGUGCUGGACGUUUGUUUUGGCGCGAGUCCAGACGAGGCUUUCACAGCGGGGGUUGAUCACCAGGUCAAGAGACUUGAUCUCGCGACCGGCGAACAGACAGUCUUGAGCAAGCACUCCGAGCCCGUCCGCUGCGUCGUCUACAGCGCCGAGCACUCCCUCCUUAUUUCCGCCUCCUGGGACGGCACCCUUCACGUCCACAACACCGCCGACCCUUCCCGAACCCCACUUACCAUCCCCCUCCCCGGCAAACCGCACGCCCUCGCCGCCUCCCCAACCAAACUGGUAGUCGCCAUGACGGCACGCCUAGUGCACAUCUACGACCUCCCCACCCUUUCCAAAGCCCUCACAUCCUCCUCCACCUCCCCGCAACAACAACAACAACAACAACCCCCCCAGCCCUGGCAAACCCGGGAAUCCUCUCUCAAGUUCCUCACCCGCGCCGUAGCCUGCAUGCCCAACGACGCCGGGUACGCAACAUCGAGUAUCGAAGGGCGCGUGGCGGUGGAGUGGUUCGACGACAGCGCCGAAUCGCAGGCGCGCAAGUAUGCCUUCAAGUGCCACCGGCAGGCGGCGCCCGAGGACGAGGGCGGCGGCGACGUCGUGUACCCCGUCAACGCGCUCGCGUUCCACCCGGUCUACGGCACGUUUGCUUCCGGCGGCGGCGACGGCACGGUGGCUCUCUGGGACGCCGAGGCCAAGCGGAGGAUGAGGCAGUAUCAGCGGUUCCCCGAGAGCGUGGCGGCGCUGGCUUUCUCCGGGGAUGGCAAGUACCUUGCCAUUGGGGUCUGUCCUGGAUUCGAGACGGGCAUGGAGGAUUACAGUGGUGAGGGGAGGGCUAAGCUGUUUGUGCGCGAGUUGGGCGAGACGGAGGCGAAGGGGAAGGGAGCGAAAUGAACCGGUUGUUGCGCUCUGGUUGGUGUAGGGUAUAAAGGAUCUGGUUCGGGACUUGCGGCGUCGUAGGGGAAUUUCAUGCUUGACUUCCGUUAUUAUGUGGCUGUGUUGUGGUAUGUGGUUGAUUCCUCCAUUCUCGAUUGCUUCUCUGACUGAUGGUGAGCUAAGGAUUGAUGACAUCCAUUGAAAGCAAUUAGUCUCGAUCAGCAAACCCCUGACCGCGGUGUUUGAUG
Messenger RNA from Parathielavia appendiculata, 1509 nucleotides. Its product is annotated as WD40 repeat-like protein. Gene Ontology annotation, molecular function: ubiquitin binding. Lineage: Eukaryota; Fungi; Ascomycota; Sordariomycetes; Sordariales; Chaetomiaceae. Gene Ontology annotation, biological process: mitotic spindle assembly checkpoint signaling. The transcript has 4 exons. Gene Ontology annotation, cellular component: nucleoplasm; kinetochore; bub1-bub3 complex. The record is from RefSeq and is a predicted model, not a curated record. The coding region runs from base 200 to 1279 and encodes 359 amino acids.